AUGCCCACGGUGAUGCAUUACAAGGCAGUAAAGCAAAUUCUUCGAUAUUUGAAGGGCACCGUGCAGUAUGGUAUUGUGUAUACCAAAGGAGGAGAAACAGAGGUGAUCAUCGACUACACAGAUAGUGAUCUGGCUGGUGACAUGGAUGACAGGAAGAGUAAUGGAGGUAUGACUUUCUACAUUAAUGACAGCUUGGUGUCAUGGAACUCGCAGAAGCAUAAAACGGUUGCUUUGUCUUUCUGCGAGGCUGAGUUUAUGGCAGCAACGGCGGCGGCUUGCCAAGCACUGUGGCUUAGGAAUCCAAUAUUUCAUGGCCGCAGUAAACACAUUGACACCAAGUUUCAUUUCAUCCGUGAGUGCGUUGAAGAAGGCCAUAUUGAGGUAGAUUUCAUCUGCACGGAAGAGCAGCGAGCUAACGCUCUAAUGAAGGCAUUGCCGACGGUGAAGCUGGCGGUCAUGCGACAUCUUUUGGGAGUUUGUGAACUUGACCCACGACAAGAUUAG
This is a messenger RNA of Phragmites australis (common reed), 504 nucleotides long. RefSeq names its product secreted RxLR effector protein 161-like. The coding region runs from base 1 to 504 and encodes 167 amino acids. The transcript has a single exon. Lineage: Eukaryota; Viridiplantae; Streptophyta; Magnoliopsida; Poales; Poaceae. The record is from RefSeq and is a predicted model, not a curated record.